AUGGACAACAAUAAAAAUUAUUAUGAAGAGUUAAAAAAGAAAUACCCUGUUUUUAUUGGUAUUCAUAUUGGAGCAGGAUUCCAUUCAACAAAAUUAAGAACAUCAUAUAAACAUUGUAUAGAUAAUGCACUUGAAAAAACAUUAAUAUUAUUAUAUGAUAAAAUUAAUUUCAUUUUAUCGAUUUCAAAAGAAAAUAAUAAUAAUAAUAAUAAUAAUAAUAAUAAUAAUAAUAAUAAUAAUAAUAAUAAUAAUAAUAAUAAUAAUAAUAAUAAUAAUAAUAAUAAUAAUAAUAAUAAUAAUAAUAAUAGUAAUAAUAAUAAUAAUAAUAAUAAUAAUAAAAAUAAUAGUGUAAUAGAUAAUAGUAAUGAUAUUGAAAAUGAACUAAUCAAAUUAAAAAAUAAUUUUAUUGAUUCAACAUGGAUUGUUGAAACUGUUAUUACAUUUUUAGAGGAUGAUCCAUUAACUAAUUCAGGUACAGGUUCAAAUUUAAAUUUUGAUGGUAAAGUUGAAUGUGAUGCAAGUAUAAUGAGUGGUGAAUUCAUUUGUAAUUGUAAUAAUAAUUGUUUUAAUCAUCAUAAUAAUAAUCAAAAUAAUAAUAAUAAUAAUAAAAUUCAAAGAAUAUGUGGUGGUGGAGUUUGGGGUGGUGUUGGAUCAGUUGGUGGUGUAAAGAAUCCAAUUAAAUUAUCAGCAGAAUUAUUAAGAAAACAAUUACAUAAAGGUAAUACUAAAUCAUUAGGUAGACAAAGACCAAUGAUUUUAGUUGGUGAGGGUGCAAAGGAAUGGGCAUCAAACCAUGGUUUAGAAACAUUUGAUUCAAAUCAAUUAUUAUUAGGUGAUCCAUUAAUAACUCAACAAUCAAAUGUAAAUUGGUUAAAAUAUAAAUCUAAACUUGAAAAUUUUAAAAAUUUUAAACAUUAUUAUAAACAACAAGAACAACAACAAGACGAACAGCAACAACAACAUUAUAAUGAAGAUGAAAAUGAAAAUGAAAAUGAAAAUGAUGAGGGAAAUGGUGAUUUAUAUGAUACAGUUGGUGCAAUUGUUGUUGAUUGGAAUGGUAAUAUUUCAAGUGGUGUUUCAAGUGGUGGUAUAAUUUUAAAACAUUCAGGUAGAGUUGGUGAAGCCGCAGUAUUUGGUGCUGGUUGUUGGGCUCAAAAUGAAUUAACAAUUUUAAAUAAUAAUAAACCAAUAAAAUUAGCAGGUGUUGCAUCAUCAGCGACAGGUGUUGGUGAACAAUUAACACGUUCAUUAAUUUCAAAGGAAUGUUGUUUAAAAAUUUUAAAAAAAAAAUUCAUUGAUACAGCAGUUAAAGAAUAUUUUGAAGAUAAUUUUUUAUCACAUAAUGAUUGUUUUUCUUAUGUAAAUGAUUUAAUUUUAAAUAAAUUAUUACCACCUCCACCACCACCAACACCACCAUCCUCUUCAUUUAAAAUUGAAAAUAUUAACAAAAAUGAAGAGGAAGACCAAGAAGAGGAAGAAGAGGAAGAAGAAGAAUAUAGUAAUAAUAAUAAUUUAAUUUCAAAUUUUACAGGUUCAAGUAGAUUGGGUGGAUUAAUUACAUUAAAAAAAGAAACUAAUAAAAACGGAGAAAUUGAAAUUGAAUUUUUAUGGGCUCAUUCAACUGAAACAAUGGGUGUAGGUUAUAUUAAUUCAUCAAAUUCCAUAAAACCAAAAUCAUUUAUUUCUGUAAAUAAUUCAAAUAAACCUGGUUUUAAUUUUAAAAUCUCUUCAAAAUCAUUUAAAUUUAUAAAUAAAAAAAUAAAUAAAUAA
This is a messenger RNA of Dictyostelium discoideum AX4, 1770 nucleotides long. RefSeq lists its product as hypothetical. The record is from RefSeq and is a predicted model, not a curated record. The coding region runs from base 1 to 1770 and encodes 589 amino acids. The transcript has a single exon. NCBI's taxonomy places the organism in Eukaryota, Evosea, Eumycetozoa, Dictyosteliales, Dictyosteliaceae. Gene Ontology annotation, molecular function: threonine-type endopeptidase activity; hydrolase activity.